Morone saxatilis (striped sea-bass) is the source of this 2264-nucleotide messenger RNA. It is a transcript of the gene col9a2, whose product is annotated as procollagen, type IX, alpha 2. NCBI's taxonomy places the organism in Eukaryota, Metazoa, Chordata, Actinopteri, Moronidae. The transcript has 32 exons. The coding region runs from base 189 to 2264 and encodes 691 amino acids. The record is from RefSeq and is a predicted model, not a curated record.
UCCUUCCUCCUGAGUGAAUUUUUUCGGGGCAGUGCACAUAGACCCACCACCCCCCCCUCCUUCCUCUCGGACAGCUUUGCUCCACCAGUUCUGCACUGUGCCGGCCUGGAGAGGAGUAAGGGAGCGGAAAGAGGAGCGAGAAGAGAGGAUUUGGUGAACCGAGGAGAGACAGACAGGGGAGAGGGACCAUGGCUGCUCUCUCUGCCUUGCUGAAGACCUGGGUAAUACUGCAGACCUUGUGCCUGGCUCUGGCCCAAGUGAGGGGUCCACCUGGACCUCAGGGCCAGCCCGGUCCACCAGGCCCCUCUGGCACCCCUGGGUCAGACGGCAUUGAUGGAGAUAAAGGACCUCCUGGGCCCCCUGGUCCACCAGGACAAAAAGGAGAGCCGGGAGAGCCAGGUCCUGAUGGAGCACCAGGAGAGAACGGCAUUGAUGGUUUGAUUGGAGCAAAGGGUGAUCGAGGUCCUAUUGGGAGCCCUGGCCCUAAGGGUCAACCUGGACCAAGUGGUGAACCUGGACCUCCUGGACCCGGCCUUCCAGGACUGGCUGGCGCUCCAGGACCAAUUGGUCUUCCAGGUGAAAUUGGACCAAAUGGACCAAAGGGUGUCAUGGGAUCACCUGGACCUCCAGGACUUCCUGGACCUCCUGGCAAGCCAGGACCCCCAGGGAAGUUUAUUGGUGGAGAAGAAGGCAGUGCAGACUUCCAGUGUCCUCUUAACUGUCCAGCAGGACCUAAAGGCCCCCAGGGACUGCAGGGAGUCAAGGGACACAAAGGACGUGCUGGUGUUCUCGGAGAUCCUGGCAGCAUUGGAAAAUCGGGUCCCAGGGGAGAAGUGGGCAUCUCUGGGGAACAGGGUAUCCCAGGACCUCCGGGUCCGAUGGGUCUGAGGGGUUAUCCAGGAAUGAUGGGGCCUAAAGGGGAAGCAGGACCUCGUGGUUACAAGGGCAUCAACGGACCUGUGGGAAUCCCUGGGCCUCCUGGUGAGGAGGGACCUCAGGGACCACCCGGAGAGGCAGGAGACAAGGGAGACAAAGGCAACCGAGGCAUCCAGGGCCCACAGGGCGCGGUUGGCAAAAAAGGAGAGAAUGGUCUGCCGGGUAUUGAUGGGAAAGAUGGCACACCUGGUAUUCCUGGAAUCAAGGGCGGCCCUGGCCAGGCUGGGAUGCCUGGUGCUCCUGGUCCUCAAGGAGCAGCAGGAUUGCCUGGCAGUCCUGGGACAAAGGGAGGACCUGGAGAUAAGGGCGAGACUGGACCUAGGGGCCACGUUGGCAUGGCUGGUGCCGCUGGACCUCUGGGUGAGCCUGGUGUUCCUGGUGAGGCCGGUAUGGAAGGAGUUCCUGGACCCAAGGGUGACAGAGGCCAGCGGGGUGAAGCCGGGCCACAGGGUGUAGUCGGCAAGCCUGGAAACAAAGGAGAGAGAGGACCAAUUGGUGUUCCAGGUGCCCAGGGUCUUAGUGGAACCAAGGGAGACAAGGGCUUCCAAGGAAAAGUUGGCUCAAAGGGAGACAUCGGUGACCCCGGUGUUGAGGGAUUGUCUGGCGAGAAAGGUGAAAAGGGUUUGUCUGGUGAACCCGGGCCCAAAGGACAGCAAGGAAUUAGGGGUGACACCGGGCACAAUGGACCCACUGGAGACCCCGGUAAACCUGGAGACCCAGGACCACCAGGACUGCCCGGUCCUAGGGGACUCAACGGAGAGCGAGGAGUUCCCGGCAUGCCAGGCAUUCAGGGAUCAGCGGGACGCGAUGCAUCUGACCAGCAUAUUGUUGAAGUGGUAUUGAAGAUGUUGCAGGAGAGGCUGGCAGCGGUGGCGGUGAGCGCCAAGAGGGCUGUGCUUGGUGGGGCAGGUGUAAUGGGUCCUCCCGGGCCUCCUGGACCUCCAGGUUCACCUGGUCCUCAGGGGCCACAUGGCUUACCCGGUGCCCGCGGUAUUCCUGGCAUUAUUGGAGCACCUGGACAGAUUGGAAACACAGGACUUAAAGGAAAGAGAGGGCCAAAGGGAGAUAGAGGAGACCCCGGUAAACCCCAUCCAGGACCACCAGGACCCCCGGGAAUACCAGGUCCUCCUGGUGUUGACGGUGUGGCUCGGGAUGGCAGGCAUGGCGAGAGAGGACCUCAGGGAUCCCCCGGAGAGGCCGGUUACCCCGGUAAGGCAGGGUCGGCAGGCCUCCCAGGCUUUUGCGAGGCGGCCAUGUGUCUCGCUGCGUCAGCGUACACCUCCCCGAGACUACAGGAGGCGGGAAGAAUUAAAGGACCCAAUGUUUAG